AUGGCUAUAGCUUCGGGACGAUCAACAACAAUAUUCGAAUUGGCACCUCCACGGAACGGAUUUGGCGAGAACCAGUUCGUCAGCUCUCAUGGAGAAUCACUCAGAUACGCUCAACGUGCUUUGUUUGGUCGGGAACACCCUGCAAAGAGGAGGAUACGAUGGGCGCUAGAUCCAGAUAAAGACGAGCGCGUCUCCUCGCUGUUGAGGUGGAUACAUGCGAUGUCUAACGGACUCGCGAUCGUUGGUCUCAACACGUUUUUGCGAACGGGAGAGCGUGGUGCGUUGAUCACAAAUGCUGACUACCACGCCAACGCGGACGUGGGAUCGCCUACUCAACCAGCAUUCGACUGGAUUAGCCUUGCGCGGUUGCAGGAGACGUCCGACCGCAUUUUGCAGGAAUCAGUGGCCGUGUAUGAUCCUGCUGCACGAGUCAUUGUCUUCGUGUUUCUGCUGUCUCCGAGUGGAAACAGUAUGGCUGUCUGGCGCAGGAAGCUCGCGAUACCCGAAGCCUUACGGCAAGCUUAUGAGAAACAUAUUGCACAGGCGAAGGAACGACUACCGCAGGAUGUCCCUGUAUAUGUUGAUGAGUAUGAAUUUUACCUUCCGAACAUAACUUGCAGUGCAACAAUUCACGAUUCCUACUUCUAUUAUCUGCCUUGUAUAGGCUACCACCGAAGGAGGAACCUCCAGCCCCGCCGGUGCCACCGAAGAAGAAAUACAACUUGCUGA
This is a messenger RNA of Laetiporus sulphureus 93-53, 729 nucleotides long. RefSeq lists its product as uncharacterized. The record is from RefSeq and is a predicted model, not a curated record. The coding region runs from base 1 to 729 and encodes 242 amino acids. The transcript is spliced from 2 exons. NCBI's taxonomy places the organism in Eukaryota, Fungi, Basidiomycota, Agaricomycetes, Polyporales, Laetiporaceae.